AUGAACACCAUCGUCUUCAACAAGCUCAGCGGCGCGGUGCUUUUUGAAGACAGCGGAGCUCCAGAGAGGGAGAGGGGCAGCCGGCCCUACGGCGGAGUCCUGGACAGUCCCCACGCGCGCCCGGAAGUGGGCAUUCCCGAUAGUCCGCCCCUCAAGGACAACCUCGGCCUGAGACACCGGAGGACAGGGGCCCGGCAGAAUGGCGGGAAGGUGAGGCACAAGCGGCAGGCCCUGCAAGACAUGGCGCGGCCCCUCAAGCAGUGGCUUUACAAGCAUCGUGACAACCCGUAUCCUACCAAGACGGAGAAGAUACUCUUGGCCCUCGGCUCGCAGAUGACGCUAGUUCAGGUGUCAAAUUGGUUUGCUAAUGCAAGACGUCGGCUUAAGAAUACUGUUCGGCAGCCAGAUUUAAGCUGGGCUUUAAGAAUAAAAUUAUACAACAAGUAUGUUCAAGGAAAUGCUGAGAGGCUUAGUGUGAGCAGCGAUGAUUCAUGUUCUGAAGAUGGAGAAAAUCCUUCAAGAAACCACAUGAAUGAGGGGGGCUAUAACAAGCCAGUUCACCAUCCUGUGAUGAAAAGUGAGAGCUCAGUGAUCAAAACUGGAGUGAGACCAGGGUCAAGUGCAAGUGAGGACUACGUGUCACCCCCCAAAUAUAAGAGCAGCUUGUUGAACCGUUAUCUUAAUGACUCUUUGAGGCACGUCAUGGCCACAAACUCUGCCAUGAUGGGGAAAACAAGACAAAGAAACCAUUCGGGGUCCUUUAGCUCCAAUGAAUUUGAGGAAGAAUUGGUGUCUCCAUCGUCGUCAGAAACUGAAGGCAACUUUGUCUAUCGCAUGGAUGCUCUGGAAAAUGGAUCCAAUAAGGGUGACAGUGCAGCUAAGAGAAAGGGACCAAGCAAGGACGACACGUACUGGAAGGAGAUCAAUGCAGCCAUGGCCUUGACGAAUCUUGCGCAGGGAAAAGACAAGCUGCAGGGCACGGCCAGCUGCAUCAUCCAGAAGUCGUCUCAUAUAGCAGAAAUAAAGACAGUCAAAGUGCCGCUUGUGCAGCCGUUCUAG
Molecule: messenger RNA, 1059 nt
Organism: Orycteropus afer afer
Lineage: Eukaryota; Metazoa; Chordata; Mammalia; Tubulidentata; Orycteropodidae
Gene: MKX
Product: mohawk homeobox
Exons: 6
Coding region: 1-1059 (352 amino acids)
Biological process (GO): muscle organ development; cell development; regulation of transcription by RNA polymerase II
Cellular component (GO): nucleus
Molecular function (GO): DNA-binding transcription factor activity, RNA polymerase II-specific; RNA polymerase II cis-regulatory region sequence-specific DNA binding
Source: RefSeq, a predicted model, not a curated record